Messenger RNA from Ruditapes philippinarum (Manila clam), 4126 nucleotides. RefSeq names its product cilia- and flagella-associated protein 57-like. The coding region runs from base 140 to 3358 and encodes 1072 amino acids. NCBI's taxonomy places the organism in Eukaryota, Metazoa, Mollusca, Bivalvia, Venerida, Veneridae. The transcript is spliced from 17 exons. The record is from RefSeq and is a predicted model, not a curated record. Gene Ontology annotation, molecular function: protein binding.
ACUACGAGCGUCAGAAUGAUAAUGAUUAGCUAGACAGGAAGCGGAAACUUUGUAUUGGUAAUCGUUGCCAAGGGUGACGUUGAUUACAAAUGGUGGACAUGAAAUAAAUUUUACCCUGGACUCAACUUAAAAAAGAAACAUGUCUAUAGCAAUAGCCCAGGCCAGGCAUAUUUUUGGCCUAAAGUCAGGUGUGUGUGGUAACAUCUGCUACCAUGAUGAACAAACAAUUGUUUACCCUUCGGGGGCAAACUGCAUCUUGUAUAACAUCGACCAGAAGGUGCAGAAAUUUAUACAAGGUACUGAUAAAAGUGAAGGAAUGACAGCAUUAGCUGUCAGUCCAAACAGAAGAUAUGUAGCUAUUGCUGAAAAGCUUGAAAAACCAACUAUUACCAUCUAUGACUUGCAUAGUCUUAGAAAGAGGAAAGUACUUAGCUCUCCUGAUGUGGCUUCAAAUGAGUAUGUCAGUCUAGCCUUCAGUCCAGAUUCUAAGUAUCUUGUUGCACAAGGAGGAAAACCAGAUUACACUCUCCUGUACUGGACAUGGGAGAAAUCAAAAGUCAUGGCUGUCACAAAGACCUCAAAUCCUCAGACAAACCCUCCAAUUUAUCAGGUAAGCUUCAAUCCACAAGACAAUACACAGCUAUGUGUGGUUGGCAAUGGUAUUUUCAAGAACUUCCGUUACAGUGAAGGAAAUUUGAAAACUUUUAAUAUUCAGAAAGUAGAGCCACAAAAUUAUCUUUGUCAUGCCUGGGUAUCUGAAGAGAGAGUCAUUGUUGGUACAGACACUGGACGCUUGAUGUUGUUUGAGGCUGGUGAAAUGAAGCAUGAAUUCAACAUUGCUGCUCAAGAAAAGAAACCUGGAGAAGAGGAUAUAGCUACAGGACCACCCCAGAUAACUGCUAUUGUCUCCUAUUCAAAGGGAUUUGCAUGUGCCUGUGGACCAGGAACUGUUCACUUGUUCGAGAAAACUGAUGACAAAGAUUUCUUUAAGAAGGCUAGAGAAAUCAAGAUUCCUCAAGAUUCAAAUAGUGCUGAUCCUUCAAAGUCACAGCAUAAUCUGGAAUUGUACAGAGAGUUUGCAGAGGAGGCUUACAGUAUUGCCCUACAUCCCUCUGGUCUGUAUAUCCUGGUGGGAUUCAGUGAUAAACUCAGACUUAUGAACCUCCUCAUUGAUGACAUUAGAACAUUCAAAGAGUUCACUAUCAGAGGAUGUAGAGAGUGUGCCUUCAGUAAUGGUGGUAACUUGUUUGCCGCUGUUCACGGUAAUGUGAUUCAAAUCUAUUCAACCAUCACAUUUGACAAUGUUGCUAAUCUGAAAGGCCAUAAUGGUAAGGUCAGAUCAAUUGUCUGGAGUUCUGAUGAUAGCAAGAUUGUGUCCUGUGGUCUAGAUGGUGCUGUCUAUGAGUGGGAAACAUUUACUGGUAAGAGAGUGGGAGAAUCCGUCCUCAAAUCCUGUCAUUAUACUGGCGUAGCUGUGACUUCAGAUGGGAAAACUACCUUUGCUGUCGGGUCAGAUAAGACCUUGAAAGAAAUCUCAGAUUCGGCAAUUUUAAGAGAGGUAGAUGCUGGGGAAGCUACACUAACCAAUGUUGCAUUGUCUCGUUCUGGUCGUAUGUUGUUUGCAGGCACUUCCAGAGGAACCCUGUGGUCUUUGAAGUUUCCACUGACCAUUCCUGGUGAGUGGCAGGAGCUGCAAGGUCAUGGAAGCACUAUUUCAAAGAUGAAAAUCACAUAUGAUGACCAGUUCCUUGUCACAGUAUCCGAGGAUUCUUCAAUAAUUCUUUGGAAGAUUCAAGACAAGGAAGGUCGUGGUGUUAAACGUGACAAAGAAGUAGGCUGGGCAGAAGAAAUUCUGAUCACCAAGAGUGAUCUAGAAGAGAAGAAUUCCAUGAUGGCUGAACUUAAAACACGUGUAGAUGAACUAAAGAUGGAGAAUGGGUACCAGCUAAGACUGAAGGAUAUGAAUUAUAAUGAGAAGAUUAAAGAGUUGACAGAGAAGUUCAUUCAGGAGAUGGAGUCGUUGAAGACAAAGAAUCAGGUGCUGAAAACAGACAAAGAUAAAGAGGAAGCUAAACAUGAAGAAGAAAUGGCUGAACUUAUGGAGAAACAUAGCAAAAAAAUGAUUUUUUGUAAAAAGUCUGCCAACAACCAGAAGUUAAUGUUGGAGUAUGAGAAAUUCCAGGAACAGCAGGCGAAGAUGAUGAAGAUGCAGGAAGAUUACGACAGACAGUUGGUGGAAAUGGAGGAGAGUAAACAGAGAGCCCUUGAGGAGCUCACUGAAUACUACGAGACUAAAAUACAGGAGAUGACCACAAAACUUGAGCAGUCAAAUGAUGAGACUCGCCAGCAGACUCGUGAGUACGAGGAGACAAAGAAACAGAUUGAAGAAGAUGCUGACCGUGAGAUACUGGAUAUCAAAAACAAGUAUGAGAGGAGGCUGAGAGAUGAGAAGGAAGCUAACAUGAGACUUAAGGGAGAAACUGGUAUCAUGAAGAAAAAGUUCACCAGUCUACAAAAGGAGAUUGAUGAUCAUAAAGAAGAGAUCAAGAAAUAUCAGGCAGAUAAGGCCAAACUUGAGAACAUUAUCAGAAAUCUGGAGAAGGAUAUUCUUGGUUUGAAGAAAGAGAUCCAGGAGAGAGAUGAUACCAUCAAGAUAAGGGAUGGAAGUUUGGUGAUUGAUAAGCUCAACACUGCACUUGAACUUAACAUUACUGAGCUCAGACAGAAACUCAAGGCCACAGAUAAAGAGAUGCACCAAGAGAGACAGAGGGUUAGAGACAAGGAAGCAGUUGUGAAGAGAUUCAAGACUGAUCUUCAUAACUGUGUAGGUUACAUACAGGACCCUAAGAUGUUGAAAGAAAGUAUCAAGGCCCUUUACCAGAAACAUGUACAAGAAGAUAUUACUGAGUCUGCUAGUGUUGAUGCUGACAUUCAGAAGGAAUACAGCCGUCAGAGAGAACAUCUUGAAAGAUCUGUCGCCUCUCUUCGUAAAAAACUGGCUAAGGAUUCAGAAAUACACAGAGCUGACAAUGUUAGGAUUAUGCAGGAAAAUGUUUCCCUUAUCAAAGAAAUCAAUGAUUUGCGUAAAGAAUUGAAGAUAGCAAGAACAAUGAUUCAUGACCUAGAGGCUACAGUUAAACAAUAUUCAAAGAGAACAGGUGGGGAAGAUGGAGACAUCUAUGCUGUAAUGCUGAAAGCACCAAAUGCCUUGGUUGAAAAUGAAUUAGAAGAGAAAAACAAAAUUAUAGACAUGCAGAAAUUUGAAAUCAGAAAGUUAAGAAUGGAAAUGGAAACAGGUUCUCGUCCUGGUUCCUCAACUAAACUGCCACCUAUGCAAGCAGUAGAAUCUUCAGCAUAAUAAUCACCUUAAGACAUUUUAACUGCACUUGUUUCAAGGAAGUAUUGAUUUUAAUAAACUCAUUAAGUGUAAAAUCUGGAAAUUAUUGUCAAAACAUUUUUACUUUCAUUGUUAUAAAGUAUUUUGGAAAAAGAGAAAUUUUACCAGUUAUCAGUUGAUGAUGUUCUUGAUUUAUUCCCAAUAAUGUUUCAGAUUUUUUUUUUUGUCUUUAUGAAAAAUUACAAUGAAUACUUUAUUUGUUUAUAGAAACUAGUGUAACUUAUAUGUGAAUUUAACUUUGGCGUUUAAGAUUUAUGAAAAUAUGUUCAUUGUAUUAAAUAUGAAAAAUCAUACCAUUAACAGUUAAUGUUUUGUUGAUCUUUUAUUAAAAUGAUCAUCUAGAGGGAAUUUUAAGUUGAAGAUACUGUAUUAUAUGUAUUUUUCUACAUACAAAACUUUGUGUUGGAGGUAGGAACAUAACACUCCUCUUUCUUUUUCCCCUGAUAUGACUGUAAUGUUUAUGGUAAGCAUACAUCGAGUGUUGAUCUCCUAUUGUUCAAUAUUGACAUGAUGCUAUUGUGACUGUAGUUUAUCAUAUAACUUUUAUCUUGUAGAUUGUGGUAAACUUCCUUAAUGAAUAAAUGCUUCAUUUGUUUUAUUAUUUUUAUAAAUCUGUGAUAUUUUUACCCGUCCUUAUUUUGGUUUAAUAUUGCAAGUUUACAUGAGUAUAAAUUUUAAGUAUAUUUGACGGUGUAUACAUUGAGAUAAAAAUAAAUGAUUAUCUAUUUA